AUUUUUCGGGUGGGUGUCAAUUACUUCCGCCGUUAACCCGCUCUCUCUCUCUCUCUCUCUCUCCUCUCUCAGCGGGUUUUAUGCUUCGCUCGAAAUCUGGGUUUUAUUUUUUCCUGUUGUUCAGGGAGUUUUGAUCGAAGAAGUUGUGUUCUCCUAAUGGUAACGGUGGUGUUGUUGGUGGGAGAGGCCUAAUGGCAAACGCCGACUCCGAUGAACCGGAAAAGAAGAGGCCUCAUUUGAACUCUCUCUCCUCCCCCAUGGCUCGUCACUCCUCCGCUUCUCCCGAUAACAGACCUGUUGAUGCCGCAGUUCUCCAGUAUCAGAAUCAGAAACUCGUUCAGCAGCUGGAUGUACAAAAGCAUGAGUUGCAAGACCUUGAAUCCAAAAUUAAAGAACUGAAAGACAAGCAAGUGUCUUAUGACACUAGGCUGAUUACCUUGAACCAACUAUGGAAUCAGUUGGUUGAUGAUUUAGUCCUACUUGGAGUACGAGCUGGGGCACCCCAAACUUCUUUACAGACAUUGGAUCAUGUAGACCAUUCUCGAGGUUUUAUUCCAUCAUGUCAUGCAGAGGAAAUGUUUCUUUGUAGACUACUAGAAACAGAUUCAUUUGAAAGCAUUGAAAAUGAUGGAUCCCUUCAAAAUAUUAAAGCAGCCCUUGAUAAACGUACUUUAUCUACUCGGGAAUUAAUGAAAUUCUUGGAAGAUACUAUUAAUGCUCAGAGACCUAUAAUUGAGAGCAUUGCACUGGCAUUGCAGGGAAAUCUAUCUGCAGAAGAUAUUAUCAUCCAGUUGUCUAAGGUUGAUGAUUUGAUGAAAGAGGAGGCUGUAAAUCUGAAUGAGGUGAUUGGCGUUCUUCAAUUGAAGGAUAAAGACUACGGUGAUGGUAUACAAACUUGUAUUCAUAGCCAUGCAGAGGAUCAAUCUAAGAUAAAGCAUCUUGCAGGGGAACUGGAAGAAAGCAUGGCAGAACUUGAAGAUAGUAGAAGAAAGCUAGUUAAUCUUAAAAUGCAGAAGGAUGUGGCAUCUGGAGUUCAUACUCCGCUUGUAGGCCCCGUAAAUGGAUGCUUGUCACCUGAAAAACCUGCAGAAAGGACAAUACGUGUACGGGAAUUGAAAGAAUCCAUUGAGGAAACAAAGGUACUGGCAGCUGACCGUCUUUCUGAGCUUCAAGAUGCUCAGAAGGGCAAUCUCGUUCUGUCAAAACAGUUGCAAGAUCUUCAGGAUGAAUUGAAGGAUGAGAAACAUGUCUACUCAUCCCGUCUUUACACUUUACUGAAUGAUCAGCUCCUACACUGGAAUAAUCAAGUUGACCGGUAUAAAGGGCUGACAGAUUCUCUACAGGCUGAAAAGUCGUCCAUUCUGCGAUGGGAGAAGGAAUUAUAUAUGAAAUUGGAGUCAUUAGAGGUUACAAGGAAUGCCAUUGACAAUGGCAAGUCUGGGAUAGAAGAGCUGGAGAUUCAACUGCAGAAGUGCAUUAUUGAGAAAAAUGAGCUAGAGAUUAAAAUGGAAGAAGCUGUCCAAGAUUCAGGUAGAAAAGACAUCAAAGCAGAAUUUCAUGUAAUGGCCACGGCUUUGUCGAAAGAAAUGGCAAUGAUGGAAGCUCAGCUGAAUCGGUGGAAGGAAAUAGCUCAUGAAGCCCUUUCUUUACGGGAAGAGUCCCAGUCACUCAAAGAUCUGUUGGUUGAAAAGACUAGCGAACAGAAGAACUUGGCGGAUAAAUGUGCUAAGCAGACAGGAGAGAUCAAAUCUCUGAAGACACUUAUUGAGAAAAUGGAAAAGGAAAAACUGGAGCUGCAAAUCCUAUUGGACAUGCUUGGGCAGCAAAUUUAUGACAACAGAGAUUUAAUGGAAAUCAAAGAAUCAGAGCACAGAGCUUGCUCGCAAGCUGAGCAUCUGAGAAAUGCUCUGGAUGAACACGGCUUGGAAUUGCGAGUGAAAGCUGCUAAUGAAGCUGAGGCUGCUUGUCAACAGAGGCUUUCUGCUGCUGAAGCUGAAAUAACUGAUUUAAGGGCUAAAUUGGAUGCUUCUGACAGGGAUGCUUUAGAGUUGAAGGAGUCUCUUAAAAUUAAAGAGGGGGAAUCAGAAGCUUAUAUUUCCGAAAUUGAGACAAUUGGUCAAGCUUAUGAAGAUAUGCAGACACAAAACCAACAUUUGUUGCAGCAGGUGACUGAAAGGGAUGAUUAUAACAUCAAGUUGGUUUCUGAAAGUGUGAAGAUAAAGCAAGCACAGAGCUUUCUACUCUCCGAGAAGCAAGCAUUAGCAAAUCAACUCCAACAGGUUAACUUGACACUUGAAUCUCUGAAGCUGAGGAUUGCUGACAGCGAGGAGCAGAUGAAAGUUUGCAUUGCUGAAGCUUUAAAAUCAACGUAUGAAGAUAGGCACCUUGCAGUUAACCUGGAAACUGUGAAGUGGGAAUUGGCUGAUGCGGAGAAGGAAUUGAAGUGGCUGAAAUCUGCUGUUUCUUCUUCUGAGAAAGAAAGUGAACAGAUACAAAGAAAGAUAGAUGAAAUCCAAAUGGAACUAGACAGUGAAAGAAAUGAGAGGAAGAAGCUUGACGAUGAACUCAUGGAAUUGAAUAGGAAGAUUGCCGAGUUGAGUUCUGAAAGUGGGGAGGCUGCAAUACAGAGACUUCAGGAUGAAAUCAAGGAUUGCAAGGCUGUUCUCAAGUGUAGUGUGUGCUUUGAUCGACCAAAGGAGGUUGUAAUUGUUAAGUGCUUUCAUCUAUUUUGUAAUCCGUGCAUUCAAAGAAACCUAGAGAUCCGCCAUCGCAAGUGUCCUGGAUGUGGGACUGCAUUUGGGCAAAGUGACGUCCGGUUUGUAAAGAUAUGAUUGCCUAGGCUUCUCUGUAUAAUUCUCGAUUAGCUUUGCUUUGUAAAGAUAUGAUCAGGAAAUAAAUUUUCUUUUUUGCUCCAUUUGUCUAUUGUAAAAUGAAGCUAUUUCAUUUGUGUCUCUUCAUCCUCUUUAAUUCCACUCUUAUCGAUGGUAUUCCCGUAUUGCCAGUAUUUUUUGUGGUGAGGACCAUAAUGUACAGUUACUAAGGCUAUAUAUAUCGUUCAUGGUGUGGGAUCUA
Molecule: messenger RNA, 3072 nt
Organism: Rhododendron vialii
Lineage: Eukaryota; Viridiplantae; Streptophyta; Magnoliopsida; Ericales; Ericaceae
Product: E3 ubiquitin-protein ligase BRE1-like 2
Exons: 18
Coding region: 192-2831 (879 amino acids)
Cellular component (GO): HULC complex; nucleus
Molecular function (GO): metal ion binding; ubiquitin protein ligase activity
Source: RefSeq, a predicted model, not a curated record